AAGUGUGUGCCUUGUAAGCUCCACGGUGGCCCCAACAUUAGUCAGUUGGACACCAACCAUCAAACCUAAAACAACAACGGUCGAAGCAACACCAGCAACUUUAAUAGUAUCUGAGUGCCUAGCAAACUCGUGGUGUAUCCGUCGCGUAUGGACGCACAUAUGUUGGACUAGCAACAAGCAUACGCAACACAAAACUCGUUGAAGUACGACAAAAACAAGUGCCGCGCCAAUGUUUAACGAAAUUUAAGAAGAAAAGAAAAGAAUAUUAACAAGAAAAUAUUUUAAAUAAAUUUUAUGUGACAAAAAAACAAGAUCUAAGAAUAUAAUCCGAGCUUGGGCGGACAAGAUUUAAGAAAUUUAUAUUGGUGUGGUCGUUUGUUCUUACUUGAAGCCAUCGCAGGUCUUCUGGCAGUGCAAAAGUAACCGGCAAAUCAUACGCCUACAUUCCUAGCAAAACCAUAAAAACAAAACAAUCAAGCCAAAAACAACAAAACAACUCUUUCUUUAAGUGGCUCGCUGGUUGUCUCAAUUCGCGUGCAAACUAAAGAAAAAAGUGUAACGCAUAUUAAUCAAAUUGUUCCAGAUUUUAGACACACAUCCGAUUGUGAGGAUUUUCAACUGUGAUAUUGUCUGGCUGUCAUUGGGCGACUACGUUUUUUUUUGUUCUCUACUUUUGGAAUAGAUCUUUUUCCAUAGAAAACAAGCGAAAAUUAUUACAUCAGAAUUUGUUUUCAUAAGAGCUGAUGGCUUAAAAAUGGGUCUAAGCAACAAUGAUGAUGCUAUGAAUAAAAUUCCCCUGAAAUCUGUAACAGAUGAUGAAGAGAAAAAUGGCGGUGAAUUUAUACACGACACAGCGACGGCGGAGGAAGCGAGGCGAGAGCAAAGGCGGGUGAAAUUGUUGAAUUUGAUGAAAAAGUUAACCAUCGGCAUCAUUUGUUUCAUUGGCAUUGCCUUAAUUAGUUAUGUUAUCAUCAGCUUAUGUUUUAGUGAAUGGCCAAAGUCGGGAAUAAUGCCAACAGCAACAACAGUAACAAAAACAACUACAACUACAACAACAACAGAAACACCAAGCACAAAUUCCACGAGUCUCAGCAAUAGCAAUUCCCCCAACCAAACUAUGCCCCUCAAUCUGUCCUCUAUAGUUCAAAUUCCCAACAGCACCACAAACAACGACAAAAACAAUCCCACCUCAAGCACAACAACAAUGCCACCACACACCCACCCAAGCACCCCCUCUUCACACAAUCAUGCAAAAAACUCAACACAUACAACAGAUAUCCCUUUAAUUCCUCCAUCAGCUAGUCCUUUACUAAGUUUACCCACAACCUCUAACUCUUCUCUUUUGUCAGAUGAUAAAGCCUCUGAUAAUGGCCAUGCAACAGCAACAUCAACAAGUCCCUUAGACAGCAGCAGCAAUCAAACUUUGCCAGCCUCCAUAGGGGGUAUGGAGGGUGGUGGCACCACUACAGCCAAGGCAACAGAGACCAUGGCAACACCCGCACCCACACAACAGCUGACAACAACAGGUGCCACAACAGCAGCUGCGUUGUCGUCAGGCAAUGCUACAUCUGCACCGCCAGCCUCCGCCAUUGAGGUUGACAAUGACGAUGAUGAUGAUGAUGAGGAUGCUGAGAAUGCUGAGGAUGUGGCUGUGGUGCCAGACAAGUCACUUCUCAAGGAUGCGCCUAUUCUCGAGAAGAAUUUCACCUCAAAAUUGGGUGUGUAUGAAAAGGCAGCUGUUUGCUCUGAUAAGCCUGUUUGCAGUCAAAUUGGAAGCAAUAUAUUGCAAGAUGGUGGAAGUGCCGUAGACUCAGCGAUUGCCACCUGUCUGUGCAAUGGCAUUGCGACCAUGCACAGCAUGGGCAUAGGCGGUGGCAUGCUGAUGAACGUCUAUAUUAAGGAAGACAAACAGGCAUACUCGGUGGAUGCCCGUGAAGUGGCACCCUAUGCAGCCACAGACGAUAGAUACACCAGUGCAGACAGUCAUCAACUGUUGCAUGGUCCCUUAUCCAUAGCAGUACCCGGUGAAUUAAUGGGUUAUCAUAGGGCCCACGAGAAGUUUGGUAAAUUGCCAUGGAAGAAAUUGGUCGAGCCAUCGCUGCAGAUCUGUAAGGAUGGUUUCUAUGUGACAAAGCAUCAAUACAAUGCCUUAGCCUAUAAGGAUAAGCAUAUGAGAAAUAACACCAUCUUAAGAAAAAUGUUUUAUAAUGAAACCACCAACACUCUACAUCCAGUGGGCACUUUAAUUCAACCUGCCGAAGAACUUUGCAAGACCUAUGAAUUGCUAGCAGAUAAUGGUCCUUAUGAUUUCUACAAUGGCACUUUGGCCAAAUUGGUCGCCGAGGAUUUACGGGAACUGGGCAGUAUGGUCGACUAUGGCGAUUUGGAGACAUAUCGUGCUGAUCUGGUCAGCUCGGUUACCAUGCAGUUGGGUGAUGAUAUUCUUUAUGCUGUACCGCCCAUUAGCAGUGGUACCAUAGUCUCCAAUAUUUUGAGUAUCCUAGAAGGCUACAAUUUCACCAGCAUGGAUGUUAAGGACAACAAACAUGAGGCAUUGACCAUACAUCGCAUAGUGGAGGCCAUGAAAUUUGGUUUUGCCAAGCGUUGGGAAUUGGGCGAUGCUCGUUUCAAUGAUGUCAGAGAGUUGGUUAGCCGUUUAACAAAUCCCGAGACCGGCAUUGAAUUGAGAAAUAAAAUCAAUGACAGCAGCAUUUUGGCCUCUGUGAGUGAGUAUGGUGCCCAAUAUACGGGCGAGGAUGAUGUAGGCACCAGCGCUUUGGUGGUUAUGGCGCCCAAUGGUGAUGCUGUAUCUGUAACCAGUUCCGUUAAUGAUUAUUUCGGCUCUGGCCUGGCUGGCAAGCGCACCGGCAUCAUCUUUAAUAGUGCCAUGAACGAUUUCUCUUUGCCUGGCAAGACCAAUGCAUUUGCCUUACUUCCAUCUCCGACCAAUUUUAUUGAUGCUCAAAAACGUCCCAUGUCCUCAAUGUCGCCCAUGAUAUUGGCCGACCGAGAGGGCAACGUUAAAAUGGCUGUGAGUGCUGCCGGUGGCUCGAAAAUUAUUUCAGCCCUUGUUGAGGUCAUGGCUGGUGUGCUUUGGAUGAAUCAGGAUAUUAAAGAGGCCAUUGACGAACCAAGAUACCAUCAUCAGUUGUCACCAAAUGUCUUGGAAUAUGAAAAGAAUGAACAUUUCACGGAGGAACUUCUGAAGCUCCUCUCCGAAAAGGGACAUGUGGUAAAAUCCUACAACUACACAGGAUCUGUGGUGUGUGGCAUAGUGAAAAACGAUACAGCGAUUUAUGCAAAUGCCGAUUAUAGAAAACAAGGGGGCAUAGAUGGCUUUUAAAUCAUGAUACCAAAAAAACAGAAAAAAUUAGAUAAGCAUACCAAACAUUUGUCAAAAAGGAAG
This is a messenger RNA of Stomoxys calcitrans (stable fly), 3406 nucleotides long. RefSeq names its product glutathione hydrolase 1 proenzyme. The record is from RefSeq and is a predicted model, not a curated record. The coding region runs from base 755 to 3343 and encodes 862 amino acids. The transcript is spliced from 10 exons. Gene Ontology annotation, cellular component: plasma membrane. Lineage: Eukaryota; Metazoa; Arthropoda; Insecta; Diptera; Muscidae. Gene Ontology annotation, biological process: glutathione catabolic process. Gene Ontology annotation, molecular function: glutathione gamma-glutamate hydrolase.